Messenger RNA from Phalaenopsis equestris, 695 nucleotides. RefSeq names its product cell division cycle-associated protein 7-like. Gene Ontology annotation, biological process: regulation of DNA-templated transcription. Gene Ontology annotation, cellular component: nucleus. The record is from RefSeq and is a predicted model, not a curated record. Lineage: Eukaryota; Viridiplantae; Streptophyta; Magnoliopsida; Asparagales; Orchidaceae. The transcript is spliced from 5 exons. The annotation marks the transcript as partial.
UGCAUCUCUAAAUUGUACAUUGACUUUUGUUGCAGACAAAAAAAAUUGUGUGGUGAAGAAGAUUGCAAGAGAUGUAGUACUGGGAAUAUCAACCAACCUUGCAUUGGCAAAACGGAAUGUUCUGUGUGCCAUUCUUCUAAUGGAAUCUUGUGUCGUGCUUGUCUCAUGAUUAGAUAUGGUGAAGAUAUAGAUGAAGUCAGAAAGAUGAAGAAUUGGAUGUGCCCCCACUGUAUUGAAGAGAAAGGCAUCAAACCUUAUUGGAUAUGUAACAGUUCUCUAUGUUUGAAGAAGCGAAAGAUGACACCAACUGGAAUUGCUAUUUAUCAUGCUCGUGAAAAAGGGUAUAAAUCAGUGGCACACUUGCUGAUGGAUGAGUUGAAAAGUGCUGGAAAAUGGUUCGAAGCCUAGAAGAAUUUCAAAGAAAGGCAACAUUUGAGUGGUCACAGAAGCCAACAUUUGAGAGAACAUUUGAGUGGGUUGGUCACAGAAGCCAACAUUUGAGUGGUCACAGAAGCCAACAUUUGAGGGAACAUUUGAGUGGUCACAAAAGCCAACAUUUGAGUGGCUUUCAAUCUCGAUUUUUGUUUGCAUAAUUUAGCCUCAUAAAGAGCAAAGCCAAAAUCUCUACAGUUUGUCUCUAACGCAAAAAUGUUGACUCAGUCUGAAUGAAAGGGCAUUUGUUUAGAAUACAUUUU